Messenger RNA from Tachyglossus aculeatus (Australian echidna), 2084 nucleotides. It is a transcript of the gene ACADVL, whose product is annotated as acyl-CoA dehydrogenase very long chain. The record is from RefSeq and is a predicted model, not a curated record. Lineage: Eukaryota; Metazoa; Chordata; Mammalia; Monotremata; Tachyglossidae. The coding region runs from base 28 to 1971 and encodes 647 amino acids. The transcript is spliced from 20 exons. Gene Ontology annotation, molecular function: flavin adenine dinucleotide binding; fatty-acyl-CoA binding; very-long-chain fatty acyl-CoA dehydrogenase activity.
UCGGCUGGUGGUCGUCGGGGCAGCGGGAUGCAGGCGGUCAGGGUGACCCCGACAUGGGGGAGGCAGCUGCUGAAGUUGGGGGCCCCCGGCCCCCGGGGGCGUCCCGAACUCCGCCUCUUCGCCAACGCCGCCACCGAGGCCGUCGUGGAGAAGUCCGGCUCGGUCUCUUCCACCUCCGUCAGCGACAAGCAGGCGCAGGCCAAGGUGGAGUCGAAAUCCUUCGCGGUGGGCAUGUUCAAAGGGCAGCUGACCACAGACCAGGUCUUCCCGUACCCCUCAGUUCUGAACGAGGAGCAAGUAGGCUUUCUGAAGGAGCUGGUGGGGCCGGUCUCCCGGUUCUUUGAGGAAGUGAAUGACCCAGCCAAGAAUGAUUCGCUGGAGCAGGUGGAGGAGGGCACCAUGCAGGGGCUGAAGGACUUGGGGGCGUUUGGCCUCCAGGUGCCCUCGGAUUUGGGAGGCGUGGGCCUGUGCAACACCCAGUACGCCCGGCUGGUGGAGAUCGUGGGGAUGCAUGACCUGGGCGUGGGCAUCACCCUGGGUGCCCACCAGUCCAUCGGCUUCAAGGGGAUCCUGCUCUUUGGCACAGACGCCCAGAAGAAGAAAUACCUGCCCAAGCUCGCGUCCGGGGAGACUCUGGCGGCCUUCUGCCUGACGGAGCCCGCCAGCGGUUCGGACGCCGCCUCCAUCCGCACUGCGGCCGUGCCCAGCGCCUGUGGCAAAUUUUACACCCUCAACGGCAGCAAGAUCUGGAUCAGUAAUGGAGGCCUGGCCGAGAUCUUCACCGUGUUCGCCAAGACGCCAGUGAAGGACCCCAGCAGCGGGGUGGUCAAGGACAAGAUCACGGCCUUUGUGGUGGAGCGCAGCUUCGGGGGUGUCACUCACGGGCCCCCGGAGAAGAAGAUGGGCAUCAAGGCCUCCAACACGGCGGAGGUUUACUUCGACGGGGUGCGGGUGCCCGCCGAGAACGUGCUGGGCGAGGUGGGCGGCGGCUUCAAGGUGGCCAUGCACAUCCUGAACAACGGGCGGUUCGGCAUGGCCGCCGCUCUGGCCGGCACCAUGAAGGGCAUCAUCGCCAAGGCCGUGGAACACGCGGCCAAUCGCACCCAGUUCGGCGACAAGAUUCACAAGUACGGGCUGAUUCAGGAGAAGCUGGCCCACAUGGCCGUGCUGCAGUACGUGACCGAGUCGAUGGCGUACAUGGUGAGUGCCAACAUGGACCAGGGCUCCAAGGACUUCCAGAUCGAGGCCGCCAUCAGCAAGAUCUUUGGUUCGGAAGCAGCCUGGCUGGUGACGGACGAGUGUAUCCAGAUCAUGGGGGGGAUGGGCUUCAUGAAGGAGACAGGGGUGGAGCGCGUGCUGCGGGACCUGCGCAUCUUCCGCAUCUUCGAGGGGACGAACGACAUCCUGCGACUCUUUGUGGCCUUGCAGGGCUGCCUGGACAAAGGCAAGGAGCUGACCGGGCUGGGCAAGGCCCUGAAGAACCCCUUGGGCAAUGCCGGGCUGCUGCUGGGAGAGGCCGGGAAGCAGCUGAGGAGGCGGGCCGGUCUGGGCAGUGGCCUGAGCCUGUCCGGGGUCGUCCAUCCGGAGCUGAGCCGCAGCGGAGAACAGGCGGUGGCCGCCCUGGAGAGGUUUGCUGUGGUGGUCGAAGCCUUGCUGGUCAAACACAAGAAGGGGAUCGUGGAGGAGCAGUUCCUGUUGAAGCGGCUGGCUGACAGUGCCAUCGAUCUCUACGCCAUGGUCGUGGUGCUGUCUAGGGCUUCGCGCGCCCUGAGCGAAGGCCACGCCACGGCCCAGCACGAGAAGAUGCUGUGCGACACUUGGUGCAUUGAGGCGGCGGCCCGCGUGAGGGAGAACAUGAUGGCCCUGCAGUCCGAUCCCCAACAACAGCAGCUGUUCCGCAACCUGCGCGGCAUCUCCCAGGCGCUGGUGGAGAGGGGCGGCGUGGUCACCGACAACCCCCUGGGUUUCUGAGGGCUCUCACGGCCCCCCGACCCGACCCGUGCCUUCCCCUCCGCCGGCCGGCGGACCCGUGCCUUCACACCGGUGCUGGGGGAGCCCCGGUCCAAUAAAGCUUUCCAAAUGAA